AAUUCAAAUUUGUUCUUACUCAUCUGCACCGAUAGGUGGUGCUAUUUUACCGUUUAUUUAAAAAAUGUCAUCCUCACCACUAUAUAGCAAUGCCUAAGAAGAGACACCUUGGCUACAGGUAGUUAUUGCUUAAGUAUCUCAAGAUAAUAAUUAAUUACUUCCUAAAAUCCUUUGUCAGAAAUCUUACUAAAACGUCCUUUAAGCACAGAGUCAAAGAUAACCUGGCUGAAAUAGUCGAAAGGAGAGAGAGAAAAAAAUUUAUUAGGCUGAUAUACUAUUCUCAUUUAGUCGCUUUCUUCUAGUUUUUUUCCCCUAAGUGGCACAUACCUAAAAUCCUAAGUUUGUACAUGAGAUGUUUGCAUACAGGCCAAUCAUUUGAAAAGAGAAAUUAUGGCUGAUAACAGUCGCAGAUUGCAUCGAUCAAUCAGACUAGAAGAGUCCUUGUACUGACUUGUAUCCUCCGAUAACCUCUAUGUGUGAACACAGUAAACCAGUUCAAGGAACAGCACAACCCCGCGUUCCUGGAAAGCAGGAGGCACGUUUUAAUAGGAAAUCUUCUCCAGCUCACUUACCGUCUUGGAGUGGGUGGGUGCCAAGGCUGGCGGCUUUGCGUAGUCACGUGACGUACAGUGACAUCAUCCAGGUGUCAGGAAGUUCGCUUUUGCAACCUGUAGAGAGGAAACAAACGGUGUCGACGCAGACCGCGCCCGCUCUCUCAUUUUUAACCUGCGCGUUUGUCAACUGAACUUACGGUCAUGUCGACGUGUGCGACGACAGAAGGAAUGCCAAAAGGCUUCACUGGGACAGAAACAGAUUAUGGCGUAUUUGUUGGCUCUGAAGCCCAAGCGGUCCUGAAAAGCCCUCUCACAACCGUCUUCCUCCCAGCCGUCUACACCUUCGUGUUUGUCAUUGGGCUUCCCACCAACGCCUUGGCUCUAUGGGUUUUCCUCUUCAGGACCAAAAAAAGGCACCCAUCAUCCAUCUACAUGGCCAACCUGGCUCUUGCUGACCUGCUUUUUGUUAUUUGGAUCCCUUUAAAAAUAGACUACCACCUCAAUGGCAACGACUGGAAGUAUGGAGACGGGCUGUGCAAAGUUCUGGUGGGGUUCUUCUAUGGCAACAUGUACUGCUCCAUGGCCUUCAUCGCCUGCAUUAGCGUCCAACGUUACUGGGCUGUAGUCUACCCAAUGUCCCAGCAUCAAAGGAGCACUUGUUUAGCAGUCUCUGUUUCUGUAGCGAUCUGGGUGCUGGUGUGGCUCAUCACCAUUCCUCUCUACUGCUACGAUCAAGAAGUAAACAUACCAAACAUGUGCAUCCGGACCUGCCAUGACGUCACCAGGCCGAGCCAAAGGAAGACUGCUGCUGGAUACUUCUUGACAAUGGGAACGCUGGGAUUUGUCGUCCCGACAGUUGUGUGCAUCAUAUCGUACGUCCUCAUGCUCAGGGCUCUCCAGGACAGCAUGGGGGACCCUACCAUUGCCAAGAAGCGCCGCAAGGCCGUGGUCUUGAUCAUCACCGUCCUGCUCAUGUUUAUCGUCUGCUUCACCCCCAGUAACAUCAUGCUGCUGGCGCACUACAUCCUCCUGCUAGGAGAGGUUGUGAGCAACGGGUACGGGUUUUACAUCACCACCCUGUGCCUAGCGAGCCUGAACAGUUGCGUGGACCCUUUUAUUUAUUACUUCAUCUCCGAGGACUUCAGGGAGCACGUGAAGAACACGUUUCUGUGCAGGAGUCAGAGGACAGUUGAGAGGAAAAAGGUCUCCUUCAGCGCUCUGAAGUUCUCCAAGAAGAGCGGCUCGUAUACCACCAGUAGCACGCGAAACACGCAGAGCAGCGAUUGCUGAUGGCGGUGUCGUUAUUAACCCUCCCGUGGUCUUAGCGCGACGCUCUAAAGGAGCGUGGAGGAUGUCCAGCGGGGAAGUUUAGUGCGACCCCAUCAGACCGCUCACAGGGUGAAGAGUUUGCGGGUUAAACUCAGGUUUGAGAGAAAAUAGAUCUUGAGAUAGAGCAGUUGGGAACAGGUCUAUGAUUUUCUAGAGCUUUUUUUGCAUGGUGAAUAUUUGUUUUUGAAAAAUAAUUUGUACAGUUUUUUUUGUUUGUUUUUUUUUAUAUAUAUUUUAUGUACUCUGCUAUAUGCCUCAUUUUAUUGCUAUUUUUGACCAGUUACCUUGAUGAUAGAAGAUACUUAUGUUGCGGUUUUAGGUAAAUGAAUGUAGCCUUUUUUGUGUGUGACAAGACUGUAAAACAAUUAGUUAAUGGCACCUUUUACCUAUUAAAUUAUGUAAAACUACCUUAAUAAUUGACUUCUUUUAUAUAUAUUUUUGUAUAACCAUACAUUUUAGCCUUUGUCAAACCGAAAGGGGGGAAAAAAAUAUUUAGAAUCACAAUGUUCAAGCAAAUCUUUUUCAAUUUGCAGGAUUUAGUCGAAAGAAAAUCAUAAACACAAUAAUUAAAGCUACACCUCUGCUAAACCUCCCAAGCUAAUUUGCAAACUUUCAUGUUGCAAGGAGCAAAAGUUGAGUCGUUGGCCCAACUAUUAGUCCAGCUCUUCCUGCUUCCUGCAUGGAAAAACCUGUUUCAUUUACAUUGUAAAUCUUUACCUGAAUCAACUCAUUUGAAUUUGGAUUGAAGAACAUGGAUGCACACUGAAUAUGUAGUUGGUUUAAAUUGGGGAUUUGCCAAUCAGUGAUCAAAAUCAGCCAGUUUUAUCUUAAUUGGCUCGGACUGAAGACGAGCACUGAGACAUCUUUGUAAACCAAAUGCAUUCAAAAAGCUGAAACUCCCAUUUUGUUUUUGGUCUGUAAACGCAUCGGUUUAGUAAAACUCAGAUUAGGGAUAUUAUGGAUAAAUGGGGAAAACAUUGUUUUUUUCUGCUGAAUUCAAAAUUACUAAUAAUUUUAUCAAGAAGCUUCUCUCAGAGUUUGAAUUUGAUCAUUUUAUGCUCAAUUAUGUGUUUAACAAUAUAAAAAAACAGUUUA
Molecule: messenger RNA, 2978 nt
Organism: Xiphophorus couchianus (Monterrey platyfish)
Lineage: Eukaryota; Metazoa; Chordata; Actinopteri; Cyprinodontiformes; Poeciliidae
Product: proteinase-activated receptor 2-like
Exons: 2
Coding region: 756-1844 (362 amino acids)
Biological process (GO): positive regulation of Rho protein signal transduction; thrombin-activated receptor signaling pathway; blood coagulation
Cellular component (GO): plasma membrane
Molecular function (GO): thrombin-activated receptor activity
Source: RefSeq, a predicted model, not a curated record